AUCAACGUGCCAACGUGCCAACAUCCAUCACCGCUGUGUUGAGCCACAUGUAUGAGUGUUUUGAUAUCGGAAUAAAUUGAUUGACCAUGACAAGUCAUCGUUGUUCGGGUGCUUUGAUUGCCCUUGUCUUGCUAGCUGGAGCGGCAGCCUCAGUGGAUGCUUUCCUGGAUGACAUUCUUUCGUCUCCAGUUUCCAAGGAAACUCGAAGGUUUCUCAACUUUGGCUCUCUCUUUGGUUCUGCAACCCGUGCUUCGCCUUAUGACAGGAUUAGUGGCCAUCCAGUAUUCCAGGUCACCACUCCUUGGGGUUCGCCCUAUAUGAACAUGGAACGGUUGACGGAUAUGGAUGAAGCGAUCGACCCAGGCACUGGCAGCAAGCCAGGCUCUCGAGAAGAAUUUCGAUCUGUGGCUCUUUUCUUUAUGGACCCUGAUGAUGCCCUGGCUGUGCACGGCGAGAUGUCCCAGAUGGAUAACAUGGGGCAGGCUGAUAUUCGUAUCACAUCUUGCAGCUUAACCAAAGCAGUCCGCCAAUCGUCCCAUCUCGGGAAUGGACUGCUGACUGGUUUUGCACCUGAUCCCGUCACUGGCAACAUCAAGCCGCCGCGGGAAGGAGGAUCCCUUCGAUACAAGAUUGUUCCACCGAAGCGCCAACUCUUCUAUGCUGCACGUUGCAAAGGAAGAGAACGCGUUGGUCUGUUCUCCGAUAGCCCUGGAGCCGACGCCGAGGCUUGUCUUAUUGGCAACUCGGCAUUGGAUGAGAAGAACCUUCUACGUAGAAGGGAAAAGCGCGAAACCGGUAUCCCCAAAAGAAAGACUGCCAUGCAGCUGGCCAGUGCACACAUGGACGGCUAUACCGGCAUUCCAGUCUUUUAUGCUCCAGAGAUGCAGCGAAAAAUCCCCAAGCUCAAACAGCUCAUCAGUGGUGCCUCUCGAGAAACACCCCUAUUCUUCAACUACGAAGACUUGGAAGAUGCUUGGAGUACCUUGCGCAAGAGAAGGGGCAAGGCAGGUAGGGGAUUGUCUGAAAAGCCCCAGAAUGUAGAAGUUUUCAACCUUUGGGACGUCAUGGCAUCAAUGGAGAAGGAAAUAUACAACAAAGAAAAGAACACAUCCUUCAAGGACAAGGCCCUCAGUGCUGUCGUGAAUCGCGUGGUUGCUCCCAAGGAGGAUGCCGGUUUGGAAUCCAUCACCUUUGUCCCGUCCAGUCGCAGCAUCAGAUACAAACAAAGCAUCACACUCAGAGGAAACGGAAAGGCAAGACUACGACCGAUGAAGGAGUGGGGCUAUAUGACUCAGUAGUAUUUAUAGCUUAGCUUUUACGACUCC
Messenger RNA from Seminavis robusta, 1325 nucleotides. Lineage: Eukaryota; Bacillariophyta; Bacillariophyceae; Naviculales; Naviculaceae. The record is from the annotation of a GenBank genome assembly.